This is a messenger RNA of Corticium candelabrum, 2407 nucleotides long. RefSeq lists its product as uncharacterized. The record is from RefSeq and is a predicted model, not a curated record. The transcript has 2 exons. NCBI's taxonomy places the organism in Eukaryota, Metazoa, Porifera, Homoscleromorpha, Homosclerophorida, Plakinidae. Bases 17 to 2407 code for a protein of 796 amino acids.
GCGGUUUAAUGCUCCAAUGUGUGAUGAGGUAGCUGUGCUUAUGGUCACAGAAGAACAUGGAAAGAGAGACAUUGUCCUUCGUAAGUCUGAUGGCAGCCUUACAAGAAUAGCUGAAACUCAUCGCAGCUAUGAUGCUUUGCAGUAUCCUCUCAUACUUCCACAUGGAGAUGAUGGAUACUAUUUUCCUGACCAACCAGUCCCAAACCAGUACAAAGUAUCUGCGAUGAAACAUUAUGCGUAUCGACUGAUGAUGCGAGGUGGUGCAGACUUUAACAUCUUGCUACGGUGUCAGAGACUGAUGCAACAAUAUGUUGUUGACAUGUACGCCAAAAUAGAGACCGAACGGCUGUGCUUCCUUCGGCGAGAGCAAACAAAACUUCGAGCUGAACAAUAUGGUGAGUUGAGAGAUGCACUUCUGGCAAGUGAUGGAGAUCCAACAAACAUCGGUAAGACGGUGAUCUUACCUAGCUCCUAUACUGGAGGACCACGGUACAUGCAUGAACGUACACAGGAUGCCAUGUGCUAUGUUAGAAAGUUUGGUAGGCCUUCUCUUUUUAUCACAAUGACGUGCAAUCCCGGCUGGAAAGAAAUCACUGAUGAACUGCUGCCCAUGCAGACAGCACAACAUCGUCCAGACCUAAUUGCACGUGUCUUUAACCUAAAAAGAAAGGAACUCAUCAAACAGUUGACCAAGCACUGCAUCUUCGGCAAGACUAUUGCAUACCUGUGUUCCAUUGAAUGGCAGAAACGUGGUCUGCCACAUGCUCAUAUUUUAGUUUGGUUAACUGCAGAGCACAGCAUUCAUGCUGAUGACAUCGAUGCCGCUAUUUCCGCUGAGUUGCCUGACCCUAACUCUGACAAGGUGCUGUUUGAUAUAGUCAUGACAAACAUGAUUCAUGGUCCUUGCGGUCGCAUGGACAAGCACUCACCCUGCAUGCGAGAUGGAGCAUGCACGAAACGUUACCCGAAAGAGUUUAAAAGUGAUACUCAGAGCGGCCAUGAUGGUUAUCCAUUAUAUCGACGACGUAAACCCGAUGAUUGUGGCAAUCAAGGAAUAAAGAAGAUCAAAGGUAACGAUGUCUGUAUAGACAAUCGAUGGGUAGUACCUUACUCUCCCUACCUCUGCCGAAUGUUUGCCUGUCAUAUCAACGUAGAGCUUUGUACAAGUGUCAAGUCUAUCAAGUAUGUCCUAAAGUAUGUCAACAAGGGCAGGGACAUGGCAGUUUUUUCGCUAGAAAAAAACCAACCUAUCGAUGAAAUAGAUCUGUACCAGACAGCAAGAUACGUCAGUUGCAGUGAAGCUUGCUGGAGAAUACUGAACUUUACCAUUCACGAUCGUCAUCCAGCAGUGACAAACCUUCAUGUCCACCUACUAAAUGGGCAGAGGGUUGUUUACAAUGAUCAAAAUGCUGUUGCUCUUGCUCAACGUCCACCUAAAACCACGUUGACAGCUUUUUUUGAUCUCUGCGCUCGGUAUCGUCCAGAUCUUGACCAGCUUGCUACGCCCGACCAGAGGUUUGUUCAAAAUUUGCUUUAUGUAAAUGUGCCCGAGUACUUUACAUUUCAUUCAGGCACCAAAACCUGGAACCCUCGAAGGCUUGGCACAGCUGUUUACAGUGAUGGUCAAAUAACUUCAUUUAAAAAAAGUGAGGUCAUUGGUCGAGUGUACGCCGUGCAUCCUAAGCAACAGGAAUGCUUCUUUUUACGCCUUCUGCUUCACCAUAAGCGGGGACCUUGCUCUUUUGAUGACUUGCUUACGAUUGAUGCACGAAAGUGCCAGACUUUUCGCGAAGCAUGUAACUGCAUGGGUUUGUUGGAAGAAGACUUGCAUUGGGCCAUGGCCAUGCAAGAGGCAGCCAUGCGAGCCGGAGCAUCUACACUACGUGCUCUGUUUGCUGUUAUAUUGACCACGUGUGAUGUUGCUGACCCUCUUGCCAUAUGGUCUGCAUAUCGAAAUGAUAUGACUGAUGACAUACUGCAUCAGUGUAGGAGGGAAGCUGGACAGCCUGACAUGGACUAUAGUGAUGAUAUGUACAACGAGUGUCUCUUUCGACUACAGGAAUUAGUACAGCAGAUGAGUGGACAGAAACUUGAAGAGUACGGACUGCCGCCUGUAAACAGGGGACAUGAAGACAGACUGACAGUUGACCUACUUAGAGAAAAAUCUUAUGACAGAGAAGCACUGCAACAAUUUGUAGACGAAAAUGAAACGAAUUUGACGAUUGACCAACGCAACAUUGACCUUCGCAUUACAGAUAUGGUGGACCAUGGGCAAGGAGGGAUUAUUUUUAUUGAUGCCCCAGGUGGCACAGGUAAAACCUACCUGAUUAACCUUUUCCUGUGGCAUUGCGGCACAGCUACUAUCAAAUGGGAAGACAGCACAUUCGACAUUCAAGAUACCGCUUAA